AUGGUCCCGUAUCGAUUAUGGAAGAGGGCGCAUAUCAUUGAACCGAGGGCACUGAAUCAAUUCAAGAACUGUUAUUUCUCUCCGAUUCAAUGCGUACUUAUGGAACGUCGUCGAAGAUAA
This is a messenger RNA of Haemonchus placei, 120 nucleotides long. NCBI's taxonomy places the organism in Eukaryota, Metazoa, Nematoda, Chromadorea, Rhabditida, Trichostrongylidae. The record is from the annotation of a GenBank genome assembly.